This is a messenger RNA of Annulohypoxylon truncatum, 1308 nucleotides long. Its product is annotated as adenylate kinase. Lineage: Eukaryota; Fungi; Ascomycota; Sordariomycetes; Xylariales; Hypoxylaceae. The coding region runs from base 230 to 1036 and encodes 268 amino acids. Gene Ontology annotation, cellular component: cytoplasm; mitochondrion. The record is from RefSeq and is a predicted model, not a curated record. The transcript has a single exon. Gene Ontology annotation, molecular function: AMP kinase activity; ATP binding. Gene Ontology annotation, biological process: nucleobase-containing compound metabolic process.
AGUAAUAGGUAUCGUCGUAUUGUGCGCUGAAUCGUCCUGCAUUAUCGCUAUCGCUCGAGGCCAAAUCGUAGUCUAGAACCCGGAAAAUCGAACAUUCCCGCGUUACACCACCACAUCCGCGACGUCCGAAUCUUCCCGUAACUCGCUUUCCGCCUCCAAGCAUAACGUCGCCGUUUGCAGGCAUCCCGCAUUCCGCAGUUCGACGCUCCCCGCACCUUCCCCGCGUACUAUGCGCCUUCGCCGAGCGGCCCGCGUAAUCCUCGUCGGCGCACCGGGAGUAGGCAAGGGCACGCAGUCCGAGCGACUGCUCUCGCGCUUCCCCCAGCUGUCCGCGAUCUCCUCCGGAGACCUGCUCCGCCACAAUGUCAAGAAUCGGACCCCUCUCGGCAUCAAGGUCGAGAGGACGAUGAAGACGGGUGGUUUAGUCUCCGACGACUUGAUAUUGAGGUUGAUUACAAAUGAGCUCGGCCGUCGUGGCUGGCUCUUUGGCGGGAGACCAAAUGUUAUGACACUUUCGUCCUCCAUAGUCGAUGGUGGCUUAUUGGAGGGCGCUCCGGAUGCGUUCGAGUCGGCCCUCGAGGCCGAUCCCCUGGCUGGAGCAACUCUGUCUCAGCAAGCGUCUGAAGACCCCGCCGCUUCCUUUCUACUUGAUGGCUUUCCUCGUACUUCGACCCAGGCCAAGAGAUUAGAUGAUAUUGUGCCCAUCAACUGGGCAGUCUCCAUUCAGACACCACUCAACGUCAUAAUGCAGCGUAUCUCAUCACGCUGGGUACAUGAGCCGUCUGGUCGAGUCUACAACACUACAUUCAAUGCUCCAAAAGUACCCGGCUUCGACGACAUUACCGGCGAACCACUUGUACAGAGAGCCGACGACUCCGAGGAGGUAUACAGGACGCGAUUUCGCAAGUUCCAAGAGACGAGCGAGCCUCUGCUGGAGCAUUACGCGAAGAAGGGCGUCCUAUGGGAGGUCAGUGGCAUGAGCAGUGACGAGAUCAGCCCUAAAUUAUAUCAAGAAUUUGAGCGACGCUUUUUAUGACCUAGUUAGAAAGUCCAGGCUGGGAAGCGUCAAGCGGUUUUCUAUGGGUGACGAAACGAAUUAGAUGAAGUGUAUAUCAGGUUGGGAUUUUUAGAGUGAGCGACACGCUCACUGGAGUUCGGGGAACUGGACAGCGCGAGCCGCCCAACGAACGGCUGACGCUCUGCUUUUGUGUAUGCUUUACGGUCUAGACCUAGGACGAAUCGAAUAGCCUAAGCAAAUAUUUUUUUUUCAACAAUUCUACGAUCUGGAGGCCGAAGGGGACUUGGGAU